UGGAAUAGGUGAAAUUUCUGGCAGGCUUUGUUUCCUCCCUGUUGGGCUACUCCCCCAGCCCCCACUCUUUCACACCCGAUCUUUCGACAGCAUCCAGCGCACAUGACCACGAGGGAGCCACCGUCGACCAUAUCUGGGCUGAAGACGAAGUACUUUCAGCAUGUCCUAGAUGUGUCUUCCACAGAGCCAUCGUUAUCAUCAUCAUCAUCAUCAGAGGCAGCCGUGCGCUGGGAUCAGCCUACACGCAGAACAGAAUGUACUUGCCGAACUACGAUGAUGGGGUGUACUUGUUGGGGCGAUACGAAGGAGGCAUAUCCAAGCGACGAGGAUGCUCCUUCAACAACACACGUCUUGCGAACACCGCCACCCGUACCAUCAUCAUCGGAUGCUCUCGCCAAAGAAGCGCUGAGUAUUUUGAGCCAAGCGGAAAAGGACCGCAUAAUCUUGCUCAUGCACGCGAAGCUACGGCACUUGAGUCAUCGGGCGGAGGAUGCACGCUCCGUCUCGGAGCGCAAGGUGUGCUGCCUGGAGAGGGCACACCGCGACGCCCUCCGGGAGCGUAUGCUCUCCGAGCAGCGGUUGCGGGAAGAGCUGCGUCAAUGGAAGCACCACCACCCUGAGGUGGCUGAGCUGAGGUUGGAGAACCAGCGUUUACGCGAGGAAAAGGACCACAGCCAGCGGCAAUACUUGGCAGUCUUGGGGAAACUCGCCAGGAGACACACGUUGCUAAAGAAGUCGCUGUGA
Ectocarpus sp. CCAP 1310/34 is the source of this 744-nucleotide messenger RNA. The record is from the annotation of a GenBank genome assembly. Lineage: Eukaryota; Phaeophyceae; Ectocarpales; Ectocarpaceae.